GAGUCAGUCAUUAUUUUUUCGAAUUGGACGAAAGGAGUUGAAUUCGUCUUUUCAUGAUUUAAAUUACAAUAACCAUGGCUAAUACAGGCUUAUUGCCAUUUGUACGUGGUGUAGACUUCACAUGUAAUGAUUUCAGCGAUGAAAAAUUCCCAGAUGCUAUUCGAUAUAUGACAGGGCUUCAGUGGUUGAGGCUAGACAAAACAAAUUUGACUGAAGUGCCAGAGGAAUUAGGAAAACUUAUGAAAUUGGAGAAUCUCUCACUUAAGAAUAAUAAUCUGGAAAAGUUAUUUGGUGAGCUGACAGAGUUGAAAUGUUUGAGAUCUCUCAAUGUGAGGAGAAACAGAGUGAAAAGUUCGGGAAUUCCCGCGGAACUGUUCCGUUUGGAGGAGUUGACUACACUGGACUUGUCCCACAACAGACUGAAGGCUGUACCUGAAGGCCUAGACAAAGCUAAAUCAUUACUUGUACUGAAUCUCAGCCAUAAUAAGAUUGAAAGCAUACCGCCUACACUUUUCGUCCAACUGACAGACCUAUUAUUUCUGGACCUAUCUGAUAAUUUAUUGGAAACUCUGCCACCUCAGACGAGGAGGCUGGCGAACCUGCAGACUCUGAUACUUAACGACAACCCACUGGGGCUCUUCCAACUACGGCAACUCCCUUCCCUCCAGAGCCUGGAGACCCUACAUAUGCGAAACACGCAGCGCACACUAGCCAAUCUUCCUACUUCGUUGGACACACUAUCAAACCUCUCUGACGUGGAUCUCUCCAAAAACGCCCUUACGAAGGUGCCCGACGCGCUGUACUCGCUGCUCGGACUGAAAAGGCUUAAUCUUAGCGACAAUGAAAUCACUGAGGUGUCACAAGCCAUCGACAACUGGCAGAAGCUAGAAAGCCUGAACCUCUCCCGCAACAAACUGACGAGCCUGCCGCCUACUCUGUGCAAACUGCUUAACCUGAAGCGACUACAUGUGGAUGACAACCAGCUGGACUUUGAGGGCAUACCGUCGGGGAUAGGCAAACUGUGUAGUAUGGAAGUGUUUUCCGCCGCUAACAACCUGUUGGAAAUGAUUCCUGAAGGAUUAUGUAGAUGCGGGUCCCUCAAGAAACUAAACCUCAGUUGCAACAAGCUCAUCACGCUCCCCGACGCCAUCCACCUCCUCAGCGACCUGGAAAGCCUCCAGCUCCACGGGAACCCGGACCUGGUCAUGCCACCUAAGCCUGUCGAGCGAGUCCGCGGCGCCGGCUUAGCUUAUUACAAUAUAGACUUUUCACUGCAAGCCCAGUUGCAGCUGGCCGGGGCCGCUACGUCGGAGCCUGUCACACCUAGUAGUGUAAAAUCAGACCCGAUCGCGCGCAAGCUGCGUUUGCGUCGCGGCCGCACCGAGGCCACGGGGGGAGAACGAGAGUCCGCUAUGAUACUCCGUGGCAUGCAGGAGCAGGCUAACACGCAAGCCAAUGUCGAGUUACCUCCCAACAGCGAGCUCAAGCCUAAACGCUGGGACGAGAGCUUAGAGAAGCCGCCGCUGGACUACUCGGAGUUCUUCGACGAAGAUACGGGACAGACGCCCGGCCUGCAAGUGUGGGAGAUCGAGAACUUCAUACCCGCGCCCGUGGAAGAGGUGGCGCAAGGCAAGUUCUUCGAGGGCGAGUGCUACAUCAUUCUGAAGACUUCGCUGGAGGAGCAAGGGCAGCUCACCUGGGAUAUUCAUUUUUGGAUUGGAUCUAAAGCCACGUUGGACAAAGGCGCAUGCGCCGCCAUGCACGCCGUGAACCUGCGCAACCUGCUCGGCGCGCGGCGCACGCAGCGCCACGAGCAGGGCGACGAGUCCGAGGAGUUCCUCGCCCUGCUCCCCGCGCCGCCCGUCUACAUCCAGGGCGCGCACACCGCCUCCGGCUUCUUCACCGUGGACGAGCCGCGCUACGUGACCCGUCUAUACCGAGUGCACGCGCACGGCAGCGGCGUCCACUUGGUCCCCGUCGAAGUGUCCGCCGCCUCGCUCGAUCCACGCCACGUGUUCAUCCUGGACACCGGUCUCAUUAUAUACCUGUGGUACGGUAAAAAAGCGAAGAACACGCUUAAGUCCAAGGCGCGCCUGUUCGCAGAGAAGAUCAACAAAGAAGAGAGGAAGAACAAGGCCGAACUAAUAGCUGAACCACCGGGCAAGGAACCUAAAUCUUUCUGGCAGACUUUAGGAUAUGAGGGCGACGCAUUUGUACCGGAGGAGCAUGUGCCAGCAGACUUCAGCUGGCUCCCACCUCGCCUAUACCGCGUAGAGCUCGGUAUGGGCUAUUUGGAGCUACCGCAACCCGAGGCAGCUCCACUAGCGCGAGGCGUUCUAGCUACACGCAACGUGUACAUAUUGGAUGCACAUCGUGACGUGUUCGUGUGGUUCGGUAAGAAGUCUUCCCGGUUAGUGCGUGCGGCCGCUGUCAAGCUAGCGCAGGAGUUAUUUAACAUGGUGGAGCGUGUUGAGUAUGCUCUCGUUACGCGCCUACAAGAAGGCACCGAGACCCAGAUAUUCAAGACGUAUUUCUUGGGCUGGGAGGAGGUGAUCGCCGUGGACUUCACGCGCACGGCCGAGUCGGUGGCGCGCACCGGCGCCGACCUCGCCAGCUGGGCCAAGCGGCAAGAAACCAAAGCGGACCUGUCAGCGCUAUUCACACCGCGUCAACCAUCAAUGCCAGCGACAGAAGCCAAAACGCUCGCCGACGAAUGGAACGAAGACUUAGAGGCCAUGGAGGCGUUCGUACUCGAGGGACGCCACUUCGUGCGCUUACCGGACUCGGAGCUAGGCGUGUUCUACUCGCAGGACUGCUACGUGUUCCUGUGCCGGUACAUCCUGCCUGCGCCGGAAGACGAAAGCGAGAGCUCCAACGGUGACGAAGAAGGAGACGCGGACGCGGUCACGUGGGUGGUGUACUUCUGGCAGGGCCGGCGCGCUCCCAACAUGGGCUGGCUGACGUUCACGUUCGGGCUCGAGCGCAAGUUCAAGCAGCUCUGCAAGCGGCUGGAGGUCGUGCGGACGCACCAGCAGCAGGAGAGCCUCAAGUUCAUGUCGCACUUCCACCGCCGGUUCAUCAUACGGGACGGCAAGAGGAAUCAGCCGCCGGAGGGCGGCAAGCAACCUGUGGAACUGUUCGAGCUGCGCAGUAACGGAUCCGCGCUCUGCACGCGCCUCGUGCAAGUGAAGGCUGAUGCGGCACAACUGAACAGUGCCUUCUGUUACAUCUUAAACGUGCCACUAGAGGGCGCCAACGACACUUCAUCGGCCAUAGUGUACGCGUGGAUCGGCAGCAAGGCCGACGCCGACUCCGCCCGCCUCAUCGAGCACAUCGCCGAACACAAGUUCAACAGUCCCUGGGUCAGCCUGCAGGUGUUGACCGAGGGCAGCGAGCCAGACAACUUCUUCUGGGUGGCGCUGGGCGGACGUAAAGAAUACGAUACCGACGCGGAUUUCCUCAACUACACAAGACUAUUCCGAUGCUCCAACGAGAAGGGAUAUUUCACUGUGUCUGAAAAAUGCACCGAUUUCUGCCAGGACGACCUGGCGGACGACGACAUCAUGAUCCUGGACAACGGCGACCAGGUGUUCCUGUGGCUCGGCGCCAAGUGCUCCGAGGUGGAGAUCAAGCUGGCCUACAAGUCCGCUCAGGUAUACAUCCAACACAUGAAGACCCUGCAGCCCGACCACCCGCGCAAGCUGUUCUUGACGCUCAAGAACAAAGAGUCUCGUCGGUUCACCAAGUGCUUCCAUGGCUGGGGCGAGCACAAGAGGCCUCCUGAGUAAAUUGUUCGAAAUAACACAAAACAGGUCUACAACAGUGGUUCUUAACCUUUAUAAAAGAACAUUCGACUAAAUUACUUUUAAAAUACUUAUAAUGAAUGUCAAAAAAUGUUUUGUAUUCGCAGAUCACUUUAGGGAGGUAUCAACUAUAAAAGAUUACCAGUGGUCAGUGGGGCAACGGUUACGAACCACUGCUCUGAAACAAAUGAGAGUGUUUCUGAUUUUGAAUAGCCAUUCAUUUCCCGAUUAUGUUCUCCAGUCCAUAUUCCGAAAACAGAGCUUUUAUAAAAUAUUAUUCGAAUAUUUGUCCUUCUUUCCUCCUCUGUCCUUCUGUCCUCUCUUUUUUUGUCCCGUCUUCAUUGUUCCUUUAAAUUCACAGUGUAGUACUAUUUAAACUAUUCUUAUUUCUUAAUUUUAAAGCAAAAAUGUAAGAAUUAUGAAAGCGGACAUAAGUAUUGAGAAUGGGAUAAUUUUCGUUGUAUAAUCGACAUGAUUUUUUACCCUUUUUUUACAUUGUUUCUGGUAUAGACUCUAUGUAUAUAUAUAUAUAUAUACUGUCUGUUAUAUAUAUAUAUAUAUUAUACUACGUCGGUGGCAAACAAGCAUACGGCCCGCCUGAUGGUAAGCAGUCUCCGUAGCCUAUGUACGCCUGCAACUCCAGAGGAGUUACAUGCGCGUUGCCGACCCUAAACCCCCCCCCCCCCCUCGUUGAGAUCCCGCCUAUCUAACAAUGUCCCUAAAUAUAAAGCGGCCUCAGUAUACAAGAUUAUAUGUCCACAGCAUACCACCAGCAACUGAGUUAAUAGUAAAGCAACCAAAGUUCCUUCUUCAACUGCAAUAGUUAUUUACGAUCAGGUGUGA
Cydia pomonella (codling moth) is the source of this 4646-nucleotide messenger RNA. RefSeq names its product protein flightless-1 (gene fliI). Bases 75 to 3788 code for a protein of 1237 amino acids. Gene Ontology annotation, biological process: actin polymerization or depolymerization; actin filament severing; myofibril assembly. The record is from RefSeq and is a predicted model, not a curated record. Gene Ontology annotation, cellular component: actin cytoskeleton; nucleus; cytoplasm. Lineage: Eukaryota; Metazoa; Arthropoda; Insecta; Lepidoptera; Tortricidae. Gene Ontology annotation, molecular function: phosphatidylinositol-4,5-bisphosphate binding; actin filament binding. The transcript is spliced from 24 exons.